Molecule: messenger RNA, 878 nt
Organism: Scylla paramamosain (green mud crab)
Lineage: Eukaryota; Metazoa; Arthropoda; Malacostraca; Decapoda; Portunidae
Exons: 2
Coding region: 124-678 (184 amino acids)
Source: RefSeq, a predicted model, not a curated record
CGUGGGAGUCAGGGCGGUGUAGCUGCACGAAGGUCGCGGCGCCGUAUAUAACGCAGGAGAGGCUGGGCACAGGAGGACCCAUCUGCAGGAGUCGCCGCCGUCAGCACCACACACAGGAGCACCAUGAAGCUUGUGGUAAUCGUCGCGGCGAGCCUGGCGGUGGUGGCGGGGACGCGGAGUCAGCCCAGGGUGGAGGAAGAGGACGCUGUGUCCCUGCCGUUCCUGAAGGACCUACCGCGCCCCUGGGUGCUGGAGCAGGUGCCCCCGCCUGGUAGGAGUACGAAGAAAGAGCCCACCACGCGGCCUCCCCUGCUGAAGGAGGCCCCGCAGUACUACUACCCUUAUUACUACGUGCCGCUGUCCUUCCAAAAGUACCGCACGAAGGACGGCGUGGGCGUGGCCGUGCAUCCCGGGGGCGCCACGUCCUUCGUCUCCCCUCAGGUGCAUGGCGUUGGGAAGCGAUCGGCGAAGCCUUCUGUAGUCGUGCGCCGGAGUCCCGUGCCCGUGCCCGUGCUGCCUCCCUACAUGUACGACCCCUGGCGCUACCCUUACUACCCGCCCUACCGCCCCCUUGUCCUCCGCACCCCUCCCUUUCCGCCACGUAACUUUGUCUACCACAAACAGACGCACAAGCAGGCCCCGCUGACCUCAGAACACGGAUACAGCUACGGGUGGUGAGAAAGUGGCGAGACGGGGAAGGGCACUAGGGCAGGGCAGGGCUGGGGCGGGAUGGGUUGGGACGUGGCGGGCUGGGGUGAGGGUGGGGCUACGGGCAGGCAUGAAGAGCAGGCGGCAGUAGAUCAGUGUUGCUGUUCACGCUGGUUUUUCUUCUCUCUUUGUCACGCGAAGGUCAUUAAAUGCUUGAUGCAACUAAAGGG